Molecule: messenger RNA, 879 nt
Organism: Colletotrichum chrysophilum
Lineage: Eukaryota; Fungi; Ascomycota; Sordariomycetes; Glomerellales; Glomerellaceae
Exons: 1
Coding region: 1-879 (292 amino acids)
Source: RefSeq, a predicted model, not a curated record
AUGAACCUCACACGACCCUUCUCGACCACGACUGCGAACCUCAAAGUGCCUCCCGAAUCCCCCGAAUGGAUCCAGGUCCCGGUACCGCCUCAAUCUCAGUCCUCUGAGCAGAAGCUCAAGGUCAUUAGGGGAACCCUCCCCGUGCCCCGCGACCCCUUCCCGCGCAAGGAAGGAGACCGCAAGGUCAAGCCCGAAUACCUCGAACAAACGGCCCCGACACCCUCGAACGAAGCCUCCCAGAGGCCUGUCGAGCCAGGCUCUCGCCGGGAGCACCGCCGACUCAUGGCUGAUAGCCGUCGUGAGAACCUCAAAACCGCCCUCAAGGGCCUCUACCAGCGCAAGAAGACCACCGUCAAUGCCAUAUCAGCCACUUCGAGGCAGCGUCGACUCGAUAACGCACGCGCAGCCAAGGCCCCCGAGCGUGAGGACGACCGUCUCACCCGUAGCUCAGUUCUGUCAUCUCUCAAGACUACAAUGUCUGUGGACCUUGAUCCUCUCCGUUACGAGCGCGCUGCGGAGAGCAAGGCCAAGACCGCCGCCCUCGCCCAGCAGAAGACCGAUGCGAAACGGGAUGCGCUUAUGGAAUUGUACAUUAACGCCUCCAACUUCAUCGUCACCGAGGAGGAACUGAACGAGGAGCUGGACAGGCUGUUCGCCGAGGAUUUCUGGAAGCGCCAGGGCCAGUCUAUGGUCAUGGACCAGGAGAACGCUUGGGACGUCUGGGGAGCGCCCCCAACGGUGCAGACCAUGUUGGAGGAAAUGUUCAAGAGAGAGACAAACGCCAUCGACUCGCAGCAGACCGAAGGAACCAGGUCCGUCAACAGACAGAAGACAAUUGCCGAGGAGUUGACCGGUGGCAAGAUGAAGGGUUCAGACUAA